This is a messenger RNA of Penicillium canariense, 1392 nucleotides long. RefSeq lists its product as uncharacterized. Gene Ontology annotation, biological process: dephosphorylation. The transcript is spliced from 2 exons. Lineage: Eukaryota; Fungi; Ascomycota; Eurotiomycetes; Eurotiales; Aspergillaceae. The record is from RefSeq and is a predicted model, not a curated record. Bases 1 to 1392 code for a protein of 463 amino acids. Gene Ontology annotation, molecular function: phosphatase activity.
AUGAUGCUUUUUACCCUCCUCGCAGCUUCUUUCCUCCCUCUGGCAGAUUUUGUCAGCGCAGAAAGAGUCCUGGGAGCUUAUGUUUUCCAGCGCCACGGAGACCGGACGGCCAAAGCCUUUCCACCCACCCAGUUGACCGAUCUCGGCUACGCGGAAGAGUAUUUGACUGGCAGCUUUUUCAACAAGCGCUAUAUUCUGUCCGGCUCGGAGUAUCACAUCGAGGGAAUUAGUUCUAGCGUCGUCAACUUAGCCCAAAUUACCGCUAGCGCUCCACAGGACCAUGUCAUCCAGAAUUCUGGCCAAGCUUUUCUCCAGGGACUUUACCCGGCUGUCGGUUCAGCUGCAAAUGAGACUUUGCGCAAUGGAUCGACGAUUUACUCCCCUUUUAGCGGCUACCAACUGAUUCCUAUGUCGGAUGUGCAUACCUCUACCUGCAACAAGGCAGAGGUCAGCAGCAAUGACUAUUACUAUUCGAGUUCAUACCAGCAAUUGCUGUCCUCCACAAGCAAACUAUAUCAGUCUCUCACACCUAACGUCAACGGCGCCAUCUCGUCGAGCCAGCUGAGUUUCAAGAAUGCAUACACCAUCUGGGACUUGUUACACGUGGCCACGAUCCACAAUUCUUCUGCCAACUUGCCAUCCAAUCAAAUCAUGCAAGAGCUCCUUGUCUUGGCCAACAAUCACGAGUUCAACCUCGCAUACAACAGCUCUGAGCCCAUUCGUGCAGUGACGGGCAUGACACUAGCCGGUGAAGUGCUAGCCGCUCUGAACCAGACGAUUACGUCUGGUGGCAAGUCCAAAAUGAGCAUCCAAUUUGGCGCUUAUGCAACAUUCCUAUCUUACUUCGGACUCGCCGGUCUCAGCACCAAUGCGAAUUUCGCUGGAAUGCCCGACUACGCUUCCUCGAUGGUAUGGGAGCUCGUCACAAAUGCAACUGGCACGGGGAUUCCCUCCCAAUUGGAAAUUUCCGUACGCUUCCUAUUCCACAACGGUACAAGCAUCGCGGGCUCAACGCAACUGCAAAGCUAUCCGCUCUUCGGGCAAUCCGCGGUAGAGAUCCCAUGGAUGCAGUUCGUUAACUCCACAAACAAGUUUGCAAUCACCUCUCAGCAGCAAUGGUGCCAGGCUUGUGGAAAUACCACUGGUAUCUGCGACUCUAGCUCUGACGCUAGCACAAGUGCCUCCUCGACUGGAUCGUCGACCGCGGGAAUGAGUCUUGCAGUUGCCGGCGUCAUUGGAGCUAUGGUUACCUUGGGUGUUCUUGCAGGACUGACUGCACUAAUAAUUCUGGCAUUUAACCUCCGGCUCGUGCGCAAGAGUACACUUGCUGCUAUUAGUCGAGGUUCUGAAGCUUCUAUCGUGCCCCUUCCCGCCAAGGCCACUUCCGCCUAA